UUCCCAGCUACCACCAUCAAAGCUUCAUAGAAUGUGAACUCUGCAACUCUUUCUUCCCAUUUUUUCAAUUUCUCAGGAUCCAAAAUCUUGUCUUUUUCACUCAUACUUCAUCAUAGCUUUGUGUAUUCUUGGUAUAUAUGCUAAAGUUACAAAAGAAGAAUCUUUUCUUGUCUAAUAUUUGACCAGCAUCACCAGUUUCUCUGUUUUUUCCCACGAAGGAGUUUGAGUUUGGACCCAAGUUUCUUUUUUCUGUUAACUUGUAGGCUUGUUGAUGCCUACUGACUAUUUCACUUGUUGGGUUGUUGUAUUUUUGCUUCAGCAAAAACCCCUUUAAGUCUAACUGUUGAAAUUUUUGACUUUGAUGUGUAAUUUAUUUCAGAUCUUUGUAGAGGGGUGUUGGUUUAGAGUUUUGUCAGAUACCCAUUGUUUCUUUGAGUUCCCAGAAGCUAAAUUUAUGGUGGGGUUUCAGAGUAGAUUAUCAAGAUUGUGUCUUUUGUAAAUUGAUUGACUUUUGAGGUUGUAGUUGAGGUUAUUAAGGUUGUUUUUUUGGGGGUUUAGUUUAGGAAAGGGGCAUAGUGCUUGAAGUUUACGGAUUAGGGUUUAUGUGAGGCUGGAUAUGGUGCUUUGAGUUGAAAAGAUCUAAUUUUGGGUAUUUUUCUGAAGAUGGGUAGUAGCAAUGACCACUGUUUUGUGGAAUGGAAGGAACAAUUUGUUUCUAAGGAGAGGGGACAUCGUGUGGUUCAUUAUUUCUUGAAGGAUAUUUCAGGGGAAUCUAUUCUUGCUGUUGUAGGAACUGAAAGGAGUGUUAGGCAUAUGUUUUAUGUCGUCUCCGAAGAGUUCUUGAAAGCUUAUGCAGGUGAGGACUCUGUCUAUGCUGGCUUCAGAUGGAGGUCAAGGAGAGAAGUGGUGAAUUGGCUCACAUCAAUGCUAUCAAAACAGCACUUACAAAGUGAUUUUUCAAAAUCACCGAAAGAUGAUCCUAUGUCUCCAUUAUUCAGUGUCCAAUCAACAGAUAUGGCAAGUAACAAGGGUUCUAUAACAAGAAACUUGAGAGUUCAUUCUUCCGACAUAGUUUGGUCAGGUGAACCAUGGAUAUGUAGUAAACAGCUCAAACACUACCCAACAUUUUCCCGGAAUGGGAUCACAAUCGCUGUACAUGCAUUCGUCUUUGUCAUGGCUGAAAAGGAAAAUCAGUACCUUGCAUAUCUUGAAGAUAUGUAUGAGGACCGGAAGGGCCAGAAAAAAGUCAAAGUGAGAUGGUUCCACUUUAAUAGGGAAGUGAGAGGGGUUGUCUCUUUAAGAAAUCCUCAUCCUAGAGAGGUUUUCAUCACUCCUUAUGCUCAGGUCAUUAGUGCAGAGUGUAUUGAUGGUCCGGCCAUUGUCUUAACUCGGGAACAUUAUGAGAAAUGUGUAGCUGUUUUCCCAAAUGACUUGCUAACAAGAGUACAUUUUUGCUUCAGACAAUUUAAGGGCAACAGAGUAAAACCUUUUGAACUAGGUAAAUUGCGCGGUUACCUUGAUCAAUCAAUUUUCUCAUGUUUCAGUCCAGAUUUCUUUGAAGAAGAAGAAUUUAGUGCUAAGGAUGAUGUAAAAGUUGGAGCUAAAAGGCCAAGAAAGAAAUAUAAGGAGCAUCAGAUGACAGCAUAUGAAGAGUCUUACAAGAAGUUCAAAAAUGGUUUUUUAAGUAGGAAAUUUAACUCCAAUAAGCAUGUUGGAAGUGAGCUUUGGUAUACUCCUAAGUUUGUGGUUAAUGAGAAGAUAGAAUGUCUGAGCCAAGAUAGUGGGAUCCGAGGCUGCUGGUUCAGAUGCACCAUUGUGGAAAUAUCCCGGAGACAGAUGAAAAUAAAGUAUGAUGAUAUUAAGGAUGAAGAUGGAUGUGGAAACCUUGAGGAAUGGAUCCCUACAUUUAGACUUGCCAAGCCUGAUAAACUUGGAAUGAGAAACUCUAACCGUCCAACAAUCAGGCCUUCCCGCCCUUGUGACCUGGAAGAUCUUGCCUUUGAUGUGGGAGCACCUAUUGAUGCCUGGUGGAGUGAUGGUUGGUGGGAAGGAAUAAUUGUCGACGCAGACAAAUCAGAAAAGGAAACCUAUAGAGUUUAUGUUCCUGGUGAGAGGAUGUUCUUGAAUAUAGAUAGAAAGAAUCUAAGAAUCUCAAGGGAUUGGGUGGGAGAUCGAUGGGUAGAUAUCGAAACAAACAGAGACAUUCUUUCAAUGAUAUCUUUGAUCCAAGAAACCAAGAUUUCUGUAUCAAGUAUUACUUCAGAGCGCCAGCGUGCUAGUCCUAUGGAUCAUAAAAUUCACUCGAGUAGCGUGGAUGAAGAAGCUGCUCGUGGUUCUACAGAAGCAAGAUCAGUUGAUCACCAUUCAAAACAUUCAAUCGGUGUCAAUAUUGAGAAGCAAGAAGAUCACAUUACAGAAAAGCGACUAACUGAUAACUCCACUAGAGAUAUAGACUUGAUUAAGGAUGAGAAGCAUGCAACUGAAAACAAAUCCGAUGAGAAUGAUUGUAAUAACAGCAGCAGCAGUGGCAGCGACAAGCAUGACUUAGACUGCCAACUUAGCGAUGAUAAUGAUUCUUACAACACGGACAUUGACAACGACACUAACAAGGACAGCAAUGUGGAAAAAUCAUCAGAACCUGAGAUUGAUGGGGGAAAAUGCGAAACAGAAGUAAUGGAUAUGGUGGCGUGAUGUAUUACCACCGAAACAGAUUCCAGUUUGUUGCUAGGUACUGAUGCUGUUCAACUGUACAUAGAGAUGGAAAUUGAAUGAGGUUUGCUCGUAGUGUUAGAAAUCGAGUGUCUUAGACUCUUAGGUGUACAGGUUAUCAUUAGUUCCCACUACUUUAUUAGAAUCUGGAGAUGCUCUAGCAAUUAUAAACUCUCUAAUUACUAGGAUCUUCUACGAUAUCUGUAACGUUCCACUAUUGAGUCAAAUUGUUUUGCAAGUGUGUUGCACACAGUGUAAUAGACAGAUACAUACUAUGAACCUUGCAUGUUGUAAAAUGCAGUAUUUUAUGGUGAAAUCAUUGUCACA
This is a messenger RNA of Solanum tuberosum (potato), 3036 nucleotides long. RefSeq lists its product as uncharacterized. Bases 664 to 2691 code for a protein of 675 amino acids. The record is from RefSeq and is a predicted model, not a curated record. Gene Ontology annotation, molecular function: chromatin binding. Lineage: Eukaryota; Viridiplantae; Streptophyta; Magnoliopsida; Solanales; Solanaceae. The transcript is spliced from 6 exons.